Messenger RNA from Micropterus dolomieu (smallmouth bass), 1269 nucleotides. It is a transcript of the gene impact, whose product is annotated as impact RWD domain protein. Gene Ontology annotation, biological process: regulation of translational initiation. The transcript has 11 exons. Gene Ontology annotation, cellular component: cytoplasm. Gene Ontology annotation, molecular function: protein binding. The record is from RefSeq and is a predicted model, not a curated record. Lineage: Eukaryota; Metazoa; Chordata; Actinopteri; Centrarchiformes; Centrarchidae. The coding region runs from base 131 to 1084 and encodes 317 amino acids.
AGUAGUUUACAAUUCCACACUUACAGACUGGAUCUGGAUAUGGUUCAUGUGCUCUAAGUUUUGUUGAAUCUUUUUAACGCACUUGGUUUUUUAUGUUUUAAUGGCAGGGACUUGAUGAUGACAUAAACAGAUGGCAGACAUCAUAAAUCCGGAGAAUGAAGGAGAUCUUCAGGCUCAAAUUGAAGAGGUCGAGGCUCUGUCUUCCAUCUACGGGGAUGAAUGGUGUGUUAUAGAUGAAGCAUCCAGAAUAUUUUGCAUCAAAAUAUCCAACGAGUUGGAGAGAUUGACGGCAUGUUUGCAGAUAAUUCUCCCACCUGAUUAUCCAAGCGCAGCCCCCCCCAUCUACCAGAUCAAUGCAGCGUGGUUGCGAGGCCCAGAGAGGGCCAAAUUGGCAAACAGCCUGGAAGACCUCUAUGUGGAGCAUGCGGGGGAGAGCAUCCUCUACCUCUGGGUGGAAAAAAUUCGAGAAUUCCUCGUGGAGAAAUCCCAGAGUUCAGAAACAGCGGAUCCACCAGAAAGGGUGAACCUGACAGCCGAGGAGGAAGUGGAUGAUGAUGAAGAGAUACCAGACUUCAGGACUCUCAAACUGAACACAGAAAAUGCACAUCUCUUCAUGGAUCAUGCAAUCGAUGAAGAGGUACCUCCUAUAAAACAUGGAAAUACCAUCACAGAGCGACGCAGUACCUUCCAGCCUCACUUAGCACCUGUGGUGACUCCUAGACAGGUUAAAUUGGUCCUGGAGAAGCUGUAUGAAAACAAGAAGAUUGCUAGUGCCACUCAUAAUAUUUAUGCAUACAGGAUUUACUGCGAGGACAAGCACAGCUUCCUGCAGGACUGUGAAGACGACGGCGAGACGGCCGCAGGGGGGAGAUUGCUUCAUUUACUGCAGAUUCUGGACGUGCGCAAUGUCAUGGUGGUCGUGUCUCGAUGGUAUGGAGGUAUUUUGUUGGGUCCUGACCGCUUCAAACACAUCAACAACUGUGCUAGAAACAUCCUGGUAGAGGAAGGAUACACUGCCUCCAUGGAUGAGGCCACCAAAUCAGCAGCGAAGACCAAAAAGUCCAAAAGCAAGAAGGCAAAAUGAAUUUCGAGAAGAAGAAAAAAGACUUUUAUUCAGACAUGUUUUCACAAUAUUGUGAAAAGGUAAUUUUUAGCCGAUUCAGAUGUGUCUUAAUAAAGACAAGAAGGGAUUUCUCGCAAUCCGAACAAUUUAUUCAAAAUAACUUACGGUAUUAAAAUGUCUUUGUUAAUAAAUUGUUAUUUCAGCUG